AUGGGCGACGGUUCUGACUAUCCAAGUCCCAGAAGCGAAGGUGCUGGUGGUUCGACAGCUGUUCUUGUCGCUACCCAGGAUCCUCUUGUCGCUGUUCCGAAAAUGAACGAUCAGCUCUCUCCCAGUUUCAUGGAAGGGGCACGUCCGCGACUGUCGGUGAGACGGGCGCGCGAUCCGCCCAAGAACGCCGUCGGUCAGAUUUAUUGUGACCAUGCAGAGUGUCAACCUACUCCCCCGACUUUUCGACGUCCUUGCGAAUGGAACAAACAUAUGGACAAGCACGACCGUCCUUACAAAUGUAUGGAGCCUGGAUGUGACAAGAUUCAAGGCUUCACAUACUCUGGUGGCCUUCUGCGACAUCAACGGGAGGUGCAUAAGAAGAACGUCAACGCCAAGAAGCCACUUAUGUGCCCAUACCCCGACUGCAAUCGCAGCACAGGAAAUGGGUUCACGCGUCAAGAAAACCUGAAGGAGCAUCUCCGCCGACGCCACAUGCAUACGGAGAACGGACACGCCCCAGAUCUGGCGAUCGUGCCAUCGCCUGAUUUGGAUGGCGCCACCUCGCUACAACCUGUGAAGCGGAAGCGUGAAUCGCUCGAGGACGACCCCACCGCUAUCGCGUUUCCGGAUGACGAAGACAAUGUGGUUGAUUUACGGGGUGAACUCAAGCGACUGCGACGCGAAGUCCAGGAAAAGGAUCUCCGGCUUCAGGAGCUCGAGCGCGUUGUAAACGGGUUGCAGUCGCUCAUACCACCACAGCCCCAGACUGCUGCCUCGCAGGGAUAA
Molecule: messenger RNA, 786 nt
Organism: Aspergillus calidoustus
Lineage: Eukaryota; Fungi; Ascomycota; Eurotiomycetes; Eurotiales; Aspergillaceae
Source: the annotation of a GenBank genome assembly